Molecule: messenger RNA, 4248 nt
Organism: Syngnathus typhle (broad-nosed pipefish)
Lineage: Eukaryota; Metazoa; Chordata; Actinopteri; Syngnathiformes; Syngnathidae
Gene: hspa12a
Product: heat shock protein 12A
Exons: 13
Coding region: 211-2238 (675 amino acids)
Source: RefSeq, a predicted model, not a curated record
GAGAGCAGGUCGUCCGUCCCUUUCCAUUGCUCCAUGUGCUUUAUCUUCCCGACCACGGGACGUUGCAAGGGGAAGUGAAGUUGCAAUCCCCCCCCCCCCCCCCCUCGCUCUUAGCUUUGUAUGUGAUUUGACCUCUGCUUGUGUUCUCCCCCUAAAAACAAGCCGAUUGCCUGGUGUAGCUGCAUCGGGGAGAAGCACGGCAAAGGCUCGAUGACGACGAAAGAAGACAACAUUAUAACAGAUGAAAUGGCGAACCCAUCUCCGGCAAAGAGCAUCGGCGACCCUGGAAUCACACCGCUGUCGCCCACCCAUAUUCAGAAUGACGCCGAGGAGCAGGUUCCGUCGGGAAUGGCCUUUGUGGUGGUGGUGGCCAUCGACUUUGGCACGACGUCCAGCGGCUACGCUUAUGCCUUCACUAAGGAGCCCGAGUGCAUUCACACCAUGAGGCGAUGGGAGGGUGGUGAUCCUGGAGUGUCCAACCAGAAGACACCAACCACAAUCUUGCUGACCCCAGACAGAAAGUUUCACAGUUUUGGCUACGCAGCCCGUGACUUUUACCAUGACCUGGAGCCCAGUGAGUCCAAGCACUGGCUCUACCUGGAGAAAUUCAAAAUGAAACUCCAUACCACAGCGAAUCUGUCCAUCAACACAGAUCUCCAGGCAGCCAACGGGAAGCGCGUGAAAGCUUUGGACAUCUUUGCCUAUGCGUUGGCUUUCUUUAAGGAGCAAGCACUCAAGGAGCUGAGCGACCAGACGGGUGGCGACUUUGACAAUAAUGAUGUCCGAUGGGUCAUCACCGUUCCUGCCAUCUGGAAAAUGCCAGCAAAGCAAUUCAUGAGGGAAGCUGCUUAUAAGUCGGGUCUGGUGCCCCGUGACAACCCGGAGCAACUGAUCAUUGCCCUGGAACCCGAGGCGGCGUCCAUCUACUGCCGUAAGCUCCGCCUUCACCAGAUGGUGGAUUUGAAUAACCAGACGGCCGCUCCGAACGGCUGCAGUCUCACAGACAAUGUUGACAGUACAAUGAGCCAAGCUUCUCCGGGCCAUGCAGCCAACAAGGAGCAUGUUCGGCGCAACCGGCAAAGUCGCACCUUCUUGGUGGAAAAUGUCAUAGGGGAGAUUUGGUCGGAGCUGGAAGAAGGUGACCGGUAUGUGGUGGUGGACUGUGGAGGCGGGACAGUGGACCUGACUGUCCAUCAGAUCCGUCUCCCAGAAGGACAUCUGAAAGAGCUGUACAAAGCUUCUGGCGGACCGUACGGCUCUCUGGGGAUCGACUAUGAAUUUGAGAAGCUGCUGUGUCAGAUCUUUGGCCAGGACUUCAUCGACCAGUUCAAAAUCAAGCGGCCAGCCGCUUGGGUGGACCUCAUGAUUGCCUUUGAAUCGCGGAAGCGGGCGGCGGCACCAGGCAGGGCCAACCCGCUCAAUAUUAACUUGCCCUUCUCCUUCAUCGACUACUACAAGAAGUUCAGGGGCCACAGUGUGGAACAUGCGCUGCGCAAAAGCAAUGUGGAUUUUGUGAAGUGGUCAUCGCAGGGCAUGCUGAGGAUGAGUCCCGACGCCAUGAAUUCCCUUUUCAAGCCCACCGUCGACCACAUCAUUCAACAUCUCAAUGAGCUCUUCGAGAAACCCGAGGUGAGCGACAUCAAGUUCCUUUUCCUGGUGGGAGGUUUCGCCGAGUCGGCUCUGCUGCAGCAGGCCGUCCAGAACAUGCUUCAGGGCCGCAGUCGCAUUAUUAUCCCCCACGACGUGGGUCUGACCAUCCUGAAGGGCGCCGUGCUGUUCGGCUUAGACCCCAGCAUCAUCAAAGUCCGCCGCUCGCCACUUACCUACGGCGUGGGCGUCCUCAAUCGUUUUGUGGAGGGCAAGCAUCCUCCCGAGAAGCUGCUGGUGAAGGACGGCACGCGCUGGUGCACGGACGUUUUCGACACCUUCAUCGCCGCCGACCAGUCGGUGGCGCUGGGCGAGAUGGUCAAGCGUAGCUACACGCCGGCCAAGCCCUCGCAGCAAAUUAUCGUCAUCCACGUCUACUGCGCCGAGAAGGAGAAGGUGGCCUUCAUCAGCGAGUCGGGCGUCAAGAAGUGCGGCUCUCUCCGCUUAGACGUGAGCGGCACGGAAAGCGCCGCCCCGCGCCGCGAGAUCCAGACGCUCAUGCAGUUUGGCGACACCGAGAUUCGGGCCGUGGCGGUGGACGUGUCCACCGGGCGCACAGUCAAGGCCAGUAUUGACUUCCUCAGCCAUUAAGGAAGGAGGCCGAAAAUUCUAAGGAAGGAGGCCGAAAAAGGCCUCGGCCGCAUCCGUCCUACGUGUACUAAAUUGACUUUUGGCCCGAUCCAUAUAGUAAUAGCAAUUCAGGCCAGUCGUUUAACCAAUCCGGCCGGCCGGCCCAUUCCAAUGUACGCUUUAGGCCUGAUCUCUUAUUAGCUGACGCAAACAAGGUGUGGAUUAUCUGCAUUGAAAAAAACAAAACAAAAUGCUGAAGCUGUGAAUGGUAAAUGAGCAGAAAAGAGCUCACGUGCAAGUCGUAAACCUGGGUGGCAAGUACGCUUAUUGGUCUUCUGAAUUCCCAUUGGAUUUGGCUCGUUCCGUUCAAGCGUCCCCCAAAUGCAAUUGAGCACGGCCACCUUUGUCGUUUGGGCAAAUGUGAGGUUGGUAGGGCUCGCGCUCUUUGCAUGAAAGGCCAGAGCACGCGGGCCUUGAACCGAAAGUCUUGAAGGUCAAAUGGUGAAAGAUAAAUGAAGAGGCUCAACGGUGACAAAGGCUGCAGUUGCACUCAAAUCCAUCAUUAUUUCUUCAUGCUUCCUUCCAGUCAUUCGUUACUUUCUCCGUUGGAUAGGCGCAGAUUUAGUGUCACAGAGUAAGAGUUGUUUAUUUCUGUAUAGACAGUCUUGAAAUAGUGUACAGAUUUGUAGCCUUAGCGUGCGUCGACUUUUCUCAUUGAGCACAGCAUGAAAGCCGCCGUGGCGUGGCGUGGCAGGCCCAAGACAAACAGGUCUUUCUUUCUUUCUUUCAUUCAUGAUGCUUCCAUUUUGUCACAACACUGCCAGCUUGCGCCUCUUCCAAAAAGAGGGCAAUGGAAUGUCUAAUCAACAGAAUUCAGACCAUCAAAUGGCUUCCCUCAUUUAGUCAAUCACUGAAUAGCAGGCCAAAUGUUGUGUUUCUCAAAAUGGCCGAGGUUAAAUUGAAAGGGAAUGAGUCUGUGGUCGGGCAGAGGAUGGGAGGGAGGGAGGGAGGGAGGUAUGGAUGGAGGGCCAAUAGCCUGCCUGCGUGGCUGCCUGCCUGCCUUCCUUUGGCUUUUGUUUGUUUACCUUUCGGGAAAUACAGCGCACAGGUCAAGCGGCGUUGACAAGAAGGCAUUUUGGAACGUUCUCAACUCUUAUCGAAUAGUUUGCCGUCCAGACAAGUCCCGGACCUCGUUACGAUGGCCGUACGAUUGUCUUUCACUUUUGCGUUGUUGGGCCAGUCGAAAUGUUAUUGACCACAAUUUGCACACACUCAGUAAGACCUAUGUUGGUGGGAAAUGUGAAUCCAGUCACGACGGAGCCAUGCUCCUGUUUUAAUACUGUUCCGAUAACAUUGAUCUCUUCAAGAGGUGUAGAGCACUGAAAAGGACUUUGCGGGUUCUCCUCUAUUGUGGGAUUUCCAUGCCGUGCAGGCUUGUCACCCAGCAUUCUGCGCCGAUGGCAGGCAAAAAGGGCACUUUUCUGUCAAUGAUAUCAAAUGCCAAUUGUAGUCUGGCAGCAGCAGCAGCAGCAGCAGCAGGGCACGUGCGGCUGCGGUCGGCGCCGCUUCCCGCAAUGCACGCUUUGCAUGGCUCGCAAACCCAAAUGCAUCCGAGGAAAAACAAGAUUGACAGCUGCUCGGGAGGGAAGCUGUCAAACGAGCACCACAUCACUCUACUCUAUACUGUACUAUUGCAAUUAUCAAAUGGAAUCACGUGGACUGGGUACUUUCUUACUUUGAAUCUAUCCAUCUGGAGUUGCUCAUGGUGUCCCAUUUGUCAGAAAGAGGGGGACGUCCACUACCAGUUGAUCCUGUCAACUCGAGUCAACGUUUUGUCCAGUCUAAGGCGGAACGUGACCACCUUUCUUUUCCCGAGUCGUAAAGCAAGCGCCGUAUUUGCUUCUCCGCACAAUACUAAGUCAAUCACUCCUGAAUGUACUUUUUCUCGUUCAUCGGAUCCUUCCUUUUUCUGUUGCUUCGUGUCGUUGUCUGCUCAUUCCAUUGAAUAAAGUGUAUUCUAAUCCUUUACAA